This is a messenger RNA of Microthlaspi erraticum, 393 nucleotides long. The record is from the annotation of a GenBank genome assembly. Lineage: Eukaryota; Viridiplantae; Streptophyta; Magnoliopsida; Brassicales; Brassicaceae.
AUGGAUCUCCCUACAACCACAAUGCCCUCCGGUCUCUUUCGUUUCUCCGCCGAGCUCCCCUCUUUCUCGGAUCCUCCUUUGGAUUCCGAUGAGUUGUUUCUUCUUCCGCCGGAGCUUUCUCCGGUGAGAUCUAGUCUAUUUUUUUCAUCUUCUCUCUGGUCAGUUGUCUUCUCCAUUGUGUUAUUGAUGAGUGUGGCGGAACUUUUGAGGACUGAGUUCUCCUCCCCUCUUCUCAUGCCGUCGGAGGCGCCAGCUUGGGAGAUGGCUGUUUGUGCGCCGAUACCUUCUCACCUCUGGAUGAGUAUCUUGCCGUCCUUACCGGAACCUCCUCCAGAGCCUCCAGAUCCUCCUUAUUUCUGGUACCACUUGAUUUCUCUGCUUGAUUCUCAGUAG